AGGGCUCACGGCUUCAGGUCAAAGUGGCUUUAUUGUCACUUGAACCACACAGAGCUGGUACAGUACACGGUGAAAGGAAAUAACAUUCCUCCCAGAACAUGGUGCUGCAUAUAAAACAACACAGAGUUAGUGACAGAGGACUACAUAAAGCGACGUGUGCGAAAUGCGUGCAAACAGCACGAGACAGUACAGUCGCUACUAGGCAAUUUUGUGCCACGUUAAGGCUUUAAGGUUUGUGCUCCUGCCUUUGGAGUAACGCUUCCUUUCAGAAUAGCCUUUUCCCCAGCAGUAUGACAAGAAUUCAGCGCAAAAGUGCUAGAAAACGCCGCGAUCCUUCCCAGGCUGCAGCGCUAAGCACAGAUCUGUUUUUAUUGCAUUUGUCUCCUGUAAUUACAGGAUACGAUAGGAUAGCAUGACACCGUGCACUGUGACGUCUCUCGGCAGCAAACGUAACUACAGCUUGAUCUUUUCAGCAAACACUGAAGCGGGUGUCACUAAUUGCAGAAACUGAGUUUUGUUCCAUCAGUGGAACCCAAUAAUUCACAGUGAGCGUGUGUUUGGCUUCCAAGGUAAGGGGCCUCUGUGGCUGGGAGUGCAAACCCCACACCCACCGUGCCCCUGUACUGCACUGUAGUACUGCAGUGAAGCGCACGUGGACUUAAUGAACUACAAUGCCCACAAUUCUUUGCGAGCGGGCGAACGCCGCUGCGCAGGUGUCUUUCUUUGUCCUUUAAUUGAACGGAUAAUGGCGGGACACAAGUUGAGAUGACUAAUGAGUGAAGAAGAGCAGAGGGUCGGUAAAAAGUGGUUCUGUGAGCACAGCGGGCUGCGUUCGGGUUCCUUCGUGUUUUUCCUCACUUGUCGACCGUUGUUGACCCGCCGUUGCCUUGGAGACGGAGGCGCGUGAGUCAGUCGUGUGUUCGUAUUGUAUUAGCGGCUAAUUAGCGGGUGAACAGCGAGAACAACAGGUGUGAACUGAACAGAACAGGUGAACAGAGAGUGACGUGAAGAGGAGCAGAACCUCCCUGAGUUCACGUGCGCUUUCGCAAAUGAUUAGAAAUGUCCGCCCUGCAGCCUCGCGCACUUUCCGCUGCGUCUCGAGCGCUUUUGGACGGGCGGCCACCAGCAGCAGCAGCAGCAGCGGGCGGAGAGGAGAGCAGCGGUGCGCAGGCUGCCUACGAGAUGCCGAAGGGGGCCGAACUCUGCUCUCACACGGGGGAAGGAGCCAAGAGCCUGGAGGAGAUCAGGUGGGCUGCCGUCUGCAACGGGGUCGACACGGGCGCGUCGCGUGGAAGCGACCGGUCCGUAACGAGCUGGGGUUUACCCGCGUGCCGUCUCUUGUGUGUUCGAACCCCUCCCCUCCGCUCCGCCACGGGCGACCGAUCAAAGAGCGGAGCUGGAACGGCGAACCCGGGAGACGCAGCGACUGCAGGCGGAGGUGGAACGCGCCACCCGGCUCACCUUGGAGCGCAUGGGCCGCAGCCUGGGGGCGGGGCCAAGGAGGACCCGCCUUCCGUGGGCAGAGGGUCCGUCUGGGGAGGUCAGCCCCGCGUUGGCCUGUUCCACUCGACCGUCUGCGGUCCUGCCGGCACGGCGCCCCCCGGAGGACGAGGAGGAGAGGCCGCUGGGGGAGGAUGCCACGGACACGAUGCCGGAGCAGUACUCGCCGCAGAGGCAGCUGAGCGAGAAUCCUCUGGGCCGUGCCGCGUCUCGCCAGCCGCAUUCACACGCCGAUGUGUUUCAGACCCACGAGCUGCACGAGCAGCAGAAGGUCCUGCUGCGGAGCGCCAUCGUGCGGCUCCAGACGCAGCUGCGCGAGGGCCAGCUGGAGAGGGACGCCACGGCCGACAGGAGGUGGGAGAACGCUGGCGGCGCCGGGAGGGAGUGGGUUCCACACAUCUGUGUAUAUGGGAGGAAGGAGCGGUAAAUGCAGGUGAACAAAUGCCAUGCUCACCUGAGAGCACCCGCUGCUGCUGCAGUGCGUGUCCUUGUCCCCACAGUGCGGCGGAGUCCCGCAGACAGGCGCACCGGCUAGAGGAGCUGCUCUCCCAGCGGGAGGCUGAGAGCCGCAGGCUGCUGGAGACCGAGGCCCAGGUGGGGGCGCUGCAGAGCAAGAGCGAGGCGCUGGAGCUCGCCUUGCAGGAAGCCGGGGCCGUGCUGUCGGCUUACGAGAAACGGCGCCGCGUCGCGGCCGUCACGGCCGGCGUGGCCCUGGGUCCCAGAGAUGUUAGCCAGGCAUCCCUGGGCACCGCCAUAGAGACGGCGCUGCGGGACCUGGAGGCGGAAAAUGGAGGACUGCGCACAAAACUGCAGUGUCUGGAGGCCGAGAGACGAGCGAAGGAGCAGGCGGAGCGCGAGAGCGUGGAGCAGACAGACAGGUGGGCGCACGCCUGGCGGCGACCACCUGCCUGCACCGCCGUGCAGAAAUGUGCCUGCGUGCUGCUGAGUCCCUCCCGUGUGCCCCGCAGAGUGGAGCAGCUGAGCAGCAGUCACCACCAGGAGGCGGCUGUGUUGCGGGAGAAACUGCGCGGCUCUGAGGCCACAGUGAGCAGCCUGCAAGCGCAGCUGCAGCUCGUUCGGAAGCAGGCCGAGGCUCGGGCUUCCGCAGUCCAACGGCACCUCGGCGAUCUGGAGCGCUCGCUGUCGGCGCUGCGCGGUCCCGUGCUGGAGGCCCAGCACAUGCACCUACGCCAGGGCCUGCAGGAGGCGCUAGUGCGUGCCGAGGCUCUCGGAGCAGAGGGGGAGGAGCUGCGCAAGAAGCUGGAGAGCAAGGAGUGCGAAGUGGAGGCUCUGGAGAUGGAGAGGAGGCAACUCGGUGAUGAGCUGCAGGAGCACAAGCUGCAAGUCCACCAUCUCAAGCUCAGCCUGGAGCAGCAGGAAAGCAGAACACGGUGCCUGGAGCAGCAGCUCGGAGAGAAAAUGCUUGAGCUGGAGGUGCAGCGCACACGGGUGGCCCACCUGGCAGACGAGCAGGCGGCCCUCAGACAGAGCUUCGGGGCACAGUGGACAGAGCUGGAGGGAACCAACUCGCGCCUAAGAGUCCAACUGAAGCAGGCCAAGAGCACCCUAAGGACACUGGAGGGUGCCGACGGUCACGGCCUCAAGGUGGCUUUCUACAUGCAGAAGGAGAUCACAGCGAAGCGGGAGCAGAUUGACGCGCUCCAGGGCCGCGUGCAGCUGCUGCAGGAGUCUCUGGACAAAGUGUCUCAGGAGCAGAAGGCCCAGGGUGCGGAGCUGCAGGCCACGAGGCAGCGGCUGUCCAGCGUGAACAUGGAACGGCGGCGACUCGCCACGGAGCUCCGCGCUCUGCGGUCCCUGGAGAAGCGGCUCCGGGACAAAGCGGACGCUCUGCAGGCUGCCCUGGACAAGAUGUCCGAGAAGCUCUCCGAAUGCGAAGGGCGAGCGCAGCAGCGGGAGCAGGAGAUCUUUCGCCUCAAGAUCCACCACACUCUGCACCUGAGGGAACUGGAAGGCCAGAAGCGCUCUACAGCGCCCCCUAAGCAGGCUGGCCCAGUGCCCCCCUGUGGCCCGGCUGAGGCCGAGCGAGAGCCCUGCGUCGCCUUUGACUCGUCGGCGUGUGUCGGGAAACUCCUCGUCUCCACUGUGACGCAGAACCCGGACAUCGACCUCGGCUCGCUGGUUCAGGAGCCCCGCGGCGUCAACGAGGAGGACGGGAGCAACCGUGAGCCACCCCCAGAGAGGCCCCGCCCCCUGGGAGAGCACAGCGGUUACUGCAAGAGAAGUGGUUCCUUCACCUGCACACGUGAAUCUCAGCACCAGGAGUCAUCACAUCACCAUCCAGUGGUGACCAGUGCUGUGUCCGGUACCUGUGCUCCACUUGCUCGCGUCUCCUGCUCCUCAGCUGGACCCUCAGGCCCAUCUUCCUCCUCCUAUGUGCGGGAGCUCCAUCUGGGCCGCAGGUCUCCUGUGUCCUCCUUGCUCCUGUCCAGCCCCGUGUCCACCUCUGGCGUCCACCGCCUUUCCCAAUAAGACUCCUGGCUUCCAGGCAGGGAGCUCAGAGCCGCCCUGAAGUGCUGAAGACCUGAGGCUGACCCAACAGAGCAACUGUCUCCAGGUUGACUGGUGUGAGAUGUUUACCAAGGAGGGGGGGCAGCAGGAAGUGAGGAGCUCCAUUUUUGUGGUCACUUCAGUGAGCGUGUGGCUCCUCUUCACCGGCAGUUCGUCUUCAGGCUGGAGAGACGGAGAGGCACAGAGAGCUCCAGGGCAGUCUGGACGGUGUGCAGGAGGUGGAGGAGGAGCUCGGUAGCCCAGGGCUGCGUGUGUGCGCGCACAUGUUUGUUUGUUUGUUUGUUUGUUUGUUUGUUUGUUUGUUUUGUUUGUGUGCCUGCGUGCGCGACGUCUUGAGGGACACUCGCUGGAGAGUUUCUCUCUGCAAACCAAAGCGAAGUCGGUGGCCCCGGUAGAGAUGAAGUUCUCGACUGUGGGCCAGGGGGAUGAGGGGCCGGAGCUGGUGGCUCCUCAGCAUCUCCAAAAGGAACAGGAAAUAUCCUCACUUUGGAUACACGCGUGCAGUUCCUCUCACCCUGUCCGUGAGUGUGUGUGUGUGUGUGUGCACGUGGGAAAGAGAGAGAGAGAUGAAGAACACAGAAGGUGACCGUGGACCAUGGGCACCAUGUAUUGUAAAUGUGGUCGAUGGUUUACGGGUCUGAAUGUUGAUAUUUUUAAAUAAUAAAUGUCCUGUUUGUCUCUCCUUUGCUCCUGUUCUCACCAAAAGGUGAACUUGAUGCAGAUCCCUAAAAAUAGAGCUGGGGGCAAGUGGCGGGUUCGAAUCCCUCUGAGCCUCAAUUGAAACAAAGUUACCCAGCUGUAUGAGUGGGUGAAUCAGUGUGAACAGAUGAACAGGGAAGGUCGCUCUGGGGAAAAGC
Molecule: messenger RNA, 4886 nt
Organism: Scleropages formosus (Asian bonytongue)
Lineage: Eukaryota; Metazoa; Chordata; Actinopteri; Osteoglossiformes; Osteoglossidae
Product: coiled-coil domain-containing protein 158
Exons: 14
Coding region: 1060-3990 (976 amino acids)
Source: RefSeq, a predicted model, not a curated record